AUGGUUCGAGCAUACACCGGUGCAGCAACUAUUGGGUUAGGAUCUCUCAGACCCUCAGAACAGACCGGUGUACUCUCCAGAGCAGAGAUCACCUCACCUCUGUCGUCACCGCAACGUUUCGGCACGGCGUCGAUGGCGGGUGGGUUGCGCUCCCUUGCAUCGUCCGAGUUAGGAAAGGUUUUUGCAGUUUGA
Molecule: messenger RNA, 192 nt
Organism: Ostertagia ostertagi
Lineage: Eukaryota; Metazoa; Nematoda; Chromadorea; Rhabditida; Trichostrongylidae
Source: the annotation of a GenBank genome assembly